UUGGAAUCGAAGCGUUGUUUCCACUCGGACUGUUUCAAGCGACGCACACAGGAAACACACGUAUCGAAACAGCGUUGUGUCCGGAUGAGAGAAUUAAUACAUACAAAGUAAAGGAAACUGUAAACUGUGGAGGUUUUAGGGCUCCGUUUGUGACAGUUAAAAUGGGAAAGAAAAGGGGGAAGGACAAGAGCUCCAGAGAGGACGAUGAAUUUGACCUGGCAGGUCCAUCCUGCAGGCAUAUAAAAAAGGGAACAGACCAAACUCUUUUAAAGAAACUCUCAGGGAAUUCUGAAUGGACGAGUUGCCAGGAUUGUAAGCAUGAAGAAAAUAAAGAGAAUAUCAGCACCACUAUGCCACAAGACGCAGAAGAGGAAACGGAAUCAACAGCCAUAUGGAUGUGCUUGAAAUGUGGCCAUAUAGGAUGUGGACGAAACUCUGAGAACAAGCAUGCCAUUCAACAUUACGAGACUCCUCGGUCGGAUCCACAUUGCCUGGUAAUCAGUUUGGACAACUGGAAUGUUUGGUGUUACAUAUGUGAUGAUGAAGUCCAGUACUCAAGAACCGGACAUUUGGCUCAGCUGGUGACCAACCUAAAAAAGCAAACUUCUGCAGAUCCCAUCAAGAGGCCGCAGAAAAGAGUGAAAGAAGAAGACAGCUUGUUAGAAGUUGAUCAGAAGAUAGAGACUGUAAAGGCAGAGGAAAGUGAGGACAAUGAAAACAAAGGCCAUCAAAAGAAAAACACCAAGAAAGACAGUGUUGGAAAAUCACAAAAGUCUGGCACAUCUGAAGACAAUGGUGGUGUUUUGGUAAAAGGACUGAGCAACCUGGGAAACACAUGUUUCUUUAAUGCAGUCAUUCAGAAUCUUUCUCAAACACAGCUCUUAAGACAGACUCUCAACAAAGUGACAGAACAGAACAUUAGUCUCAACAUUAAACCUGUUGCUUCCUCGGAUCUGGCUCCUAUUGCAAUGCAGCUAGGCCAGCCUGGAUCCCUGACUUUGGCUAUGUGUCAAGUACUCAAUGAAAUACAGGAAUCCAAGAAAGGUGUGGUAACACCACGAGAGUUGUUCACACAAGUUUGUAAAAAGGCUGCCAGGUUCAAAGGAUUUCAGCAGCAAGAUAGCCAGGAGCUGCUACGCUACCUUCUGGAUGGGAUGCGAGCUGAAGAGAUCAAAAGAGUAAGCUCAGGGAUCAUGGAGGCAUUGAAAGAAUCUAGAAAAGGCACAGAUGCAGAGGCGCUGAAAACACUAGUUAAAGAGUACGAAAAAAAUGGAUUUCCAAAAAACUUUGUUGACCAAGUUUUUGGUGGGGAAAUGACCAGCACUGUAAUGUGUCAGCAGUGUAAAACGGUGUCUGUGGUCACAGAGAUGUUUUUGGACCUUUCCCUUCCUGUUUCUGACGAGGCAUACAGAAAGAAGAACCAGAAAAAAGCAGUUCAGAACACCAGUGAGUCAAGCCAGGAUGGCAGAAACAGCCCUCCUUUGACAAACGGGAAUGAUGACAUUCCCAUCGGAUCCGGCAGCAAGUACCAGCAGAAGAAAGCAAAGAAACAGGCAAAGAAGCAGGCAAAGCAUCAAAAGAGGCAGCAGAAGAUUGAGGGCAGAGUCACUUUGGACAGUCUCUCAUCUCCGAGCCACACAGAGAGUGAACAGACCGAUGCUACGUCAGAUGCAAAGGACAGGGAAAAUGAUGACAAUGCAACACAUGAAGAAGCCUCACUAAGUGAGGGGAGUCCUGCACAUAUCAGUGUGUCUGAACAGGAUGAGAAGAACCUUGACCAGCUCCAGGAUGAGAAGAACGAAGAGGAGGAGGAGGAGGAGGAGGAGGAUGAGGAUUUAGAGAUCGACUGCGACUCAUCUGCCACGUCAGCAGUCGGCAACCGUUUUACCGUCUUAUCAGACGAGCAGCCCUCAAAGGGUGGCAUCUUAGACGAUGACAUAACUGACAUGGAUCUGGAAAGAGAAGAGGACUCACAGCUGGUGAGUGAAAUGGAGAAAGUAACUCUGGAUGAUGCCUUCAUAGAAGAAUCUAAUGCUGUGGAUCCAACAACGGAGAGUGAUGAUGAGCCACUGGAGGCUAAAGAGUACACUGUAGUAAGUCAGGACCCAGAGCUGGCCUUCAACACACUGGCUACCAGGACAGCCCCUGAGAAACAGGAGUGUUCAGUCCAGUCAUGCCUUUUUCACUUCACAGAGGUUGAAACCCUCACGCAGAACAACAGCCUGCUAUGUGUCACCUGCACUAAACGGCAGCCAAACAAAGACAAAGCUGGAGGAUCCAAGAAGAAUGUCUACACUGAUGCCUUGAAGCAAAUGCUAAUCUCUUCGCCCCCACCAGUGCUUACCCUUCAUUUGAAAAGGUUUCAACAGAAUGGAUACAGUAUUUGUAAGGUGAACAGGCAUGUCCAUUUCCCCCUGAUACUGGAUCUAGCUCCUUUUUGUGCGGUCAAAUGCAAGAACUUGACAGAGGGAGAUACUCAGAUUUCGUACAGUUUGUACGGUAUCGUAGAGCACAGCGGAACAAUGAGGUCAGGUCAUUACACGGCGUAUGUGAAAGCGCGACCUGAGUGCCAUAAAACCUCAUCCAACGGACUUACAGCUGAAGGACCUGUAGAGCCACCCAGAGGAUCCUGGUUCCAUAUCAGCGACACAAGUGUUCAGCCUGUGAGCGAGAGUAAAGUCCAGAGUUGCCAAGCCUACCUCCUCUUCUAUGAAAGAAUCCUCUAAUCGAAUGGUGCCUCCCUGCUCAGGAAAUCCAAACAAUCCAAACAAACCAACGUGCUGCUUCUGCUCCACAGUAUAAGGGAUCUCAGACCAGUUAACCAACCAGAUUUGUCAGUGACUCAAACUGGGCUGUGAUGAAAUGAUAUUGAUUAUACAGAAGGGACAUUUGACACCGAGUUGACAUUUUCAUCACAUCAUCAUAUUAAACGGACCAGCGCUAUGUUUCUCAUCCUCAUUGAAUAUGGCAACGUGUGCAAUGAAAGUCAGAUGGACAUUGAACAGAUUGUCGUGGAUUUGUUCACAAUACAAAAAAAAAAACAGUUUAAGGAGGCAAAUUAAAUAUUGGGUGAAAAUAAUUUGUAAAACAUAUUUAUGUGUCUAUUUUUUAAUCAAUGUUAUGUAAUGAAAUC
Messenger RNA from Anoplopoma fimbria (sablefish), 3133 nucleotides. It is a transcript of the gene usp16, whose product is annotated as ubiquitin specific peptidase 16. The record is from RefSeq and is a predicted model, not a curated record. Bases 162 to 2726 code for a protein of 854 amino acids. Gene Ontology annotation, molecular function: cysteine-type deubiquitinase activity; cysteine-type endopeptidase activity; zinc ion binding. The transcript is spliced from 19 exons. Gene Ontology annotation, cellular component: nucleus; cytosol. Gene Ontology annotation, biological process: regulation of cell cycle; regulation of gene expression. Lineage: Eukaryota; Metazoa; Chordata; Actinopteri; Perciformes; Anoplopomatidae.